Molecule: messenger RNA, 846 nt
Organism: Penicillium angulare
Lineage: Eukaryota; Fungi; Ascomycota; Eurotiomycetes; Eurotiales; Aspergillaceae
Exons: 1
Coding region: 1-846 (281 amino acids)
Source: RefSeq, a predicted model, not a curated record
AUGGAGUUUGCGCAGUUUUGGGGGCCAAAAGAAAAGACACAACGCCCUGAAAUCCGCCAUCUUGACGAUUUCCACUUUUCACCUCAACCCUCUACACUACUCGUUCCUGAAAGCGUGUGCCUGGAAACAUCAUCCGUGAACCAAAAGAUGUCUCCUACUCUAAUACUACUGAGCCACCGAGCUCACAAAGUGAUCACGAUCACCUUCUUGACCCUAUGGAUACUCGCUGCAACCGGGUUCGCUGUCCUCGAUUUUGUGGACGGCUGGGGCUACACCCAUCAAUUCCUUUCGCUCAGUCUCCUCGCGUAUUUGAUCUGUCGCCUGAUCGUGGUUUUCCAAAAACCCGGCCGUGAUAGCUCAUGGGCACAUAUGAUCGUCACUGCACGUUCCCGCUCGCGUCGCCGAGCACUUGCGACCCUCGUGUUCUCAUGCGGCUGGAUUUACGAAUUUGUAUGCAAAAUAUUUGUAUUGGCGCUGAUGACACUCAUGUCAAGCGCCAUGAUUGCCCUCCAUUUAAUGCAGGACCUUGAGAUCGCCAUCCAUGACAACGAAACCAAAGAUGGAGAUUCAGCUGAAUUAACGACCGACAUGGAGAAGGCAAAGAUAGACUUGGAGGAGGCCAUGGCUAAAAUAGCUGAGUUCCAUGAAGAGGCGGGAUAUGACCCUGUCAAGCUGUUUGGUUGGAUGCCGCCCAAAUUAAUAAUAUUUUGUGUUAUAACUGCGUGGAUAAGUGUCGGCACACUGGCAUUUUACAUCGCUCGACUUGCCUGGAAAUCGUUGAAAAGAGCAUGCAUGCUUCCAACUCCGACUGUGGCCAAUCCUCCAGAGAAACAGUACGGGGCUUAG